CAAAUUUGUUGGAAUUUUGAAGGAGCAUGACACGAGCCCUAUUACUUGAUUUUCCUGUGCAUCUCAGCACUGUCUCUUCCUCAAUUAGGCGGUUCGCGCUCUCCUUACGGCGCCAAAUUCAAGAGAUUCUGUUUUUCCUGUUUGCUUACGAUUCAAGCAGGCUGAUUGAGGAAAAUGGUUUCUGGUUUAAUCAAUGCCAAUCCCAUUGUGUAUGAAAAGAAGGAACGCCGAGCUAGAACUGAACCUGGUGAUGUGGAUGAGUAUGCUGUGGAGGCCAUUGACCAACUAGAAAUUUUUGAUCAUCUUAGAGACAUAAAAGAUCCGGAGCAUCCUUAUUCAUUGGAAGAGCUGAAAGUUAUAACAGAAGAUGCAAUUGAGGUAGAUGACAAGCAUAACUGUGUGAGGGUGACAUUCACUCCAACAGUUGAACAUUGCAGUAUGGCAACGGUGAUCGGCCUUUGCUUGCGAGUGAAACUCAUGCGCAGCCUGCCUUUGCAUUAUAAGGUGGAUAUCAGGGUAGCACCUGGAACUCAUGCAACUGAAGCUGCAGGUCAAGUUUGUAAAGAGUUUGAGACAUCAAUUCAGGUCUUCUUCGUGGAACGCCUUCAAUCUAUCAUCUUCCUAUUAAACAAAUAAACUAAACAUAUAACCUCCAUCUUUGUGAUUACACAAUCCAUCUUUAACUGAAUAUGAAGUUUCUUUAAGCUUCAUUGACCAAGUGGAGGCUGUCUCUCGGUAAUGUUUCCUUCAUCUACUCCUAAAGAGCAAUAUCAUUAACUUAAUGUAUUUAAUGCAAUCGUGGUUAUCAAAAUUGUGAUUGGGAUUGUAAGAUCUCCUAAAUUGUUAAAAUGAUCCAAAUUCUUGUAGGAUUGGUGUUAUUGCAUGAUCGGAAGUAGGAUUGUGUAGGUCUAAAGUAGGAUCACUAGAUUUGUAACUUUUUGCAUUAUUUUUUAUAUGUAUCAUCUUAAUUUGUAUUUUAACCUUAUUUUUAAUGGAAAAUAGUAUCUUACAGUCCUUGAUCCAAUCCAUGAGACCCUCGUACCGAUUUUACGUAGGAUUCCGAUUUUAAUAGCCUUGAAUGCAAUGUGAUCUGAGUUGGUGAUUAUCAAUUUAUAAUGCUGAGUCACUCUGUAAUCCUAAAUCUUAUAAAAAGAUUUAUGAUGU
Messenger RNA from Camellia sinensis, 1164 nucleotides. The record is from RefSeq and is a predicted model, not a curated record. Lineage: Eukaryota; Viridiplantae; Streptophyta; Magnoliopsida; Ericales; Theaceae.